Chlorella variabilis is the source of this 2055-nucleotide messenger RNA. RefSeq lists its product as hypothetical. The transcript is spliced from 19 exons. The coding region runs from base 1 to 2055 and encodes 684 amino acids. Gene Ontology annotation, biological process: intra-Golgi vesicle-mediated transport. NCBI's taxonomy places the organism in Eukaryota, Viridiplantae, Chlorophyta, Trebouxiophyceae, Chlorellales, Chlorellaceae. The record is from RefSeq and is a predicted model, not a curated record. Gene Ontology annotation, cellular component: COG complex.
AUGGCGAGCGCUCACAGCGGGGCUCAGCCCGCUCUGGCGCCCGGGCUGGCUCGCAAAAUCAUGGAGACGCGCACUGAGGCGCCCGAGGUGGUGGGCUCGCUGGCCACGCUGUCCGACUUCUUCGAGGACAACUCCCCCGCCGCCCGCCGCCGCCUGCGCAGCACGAUCGAGAACCAGGGCGUGCGCAUCAACGAGCAGUUCCUGGAGGAGGCGCAGGGCGUGAUCAAGAUGCUGGAUGUGGUGCAGGGAGACCUGGACUCCCUGUCAGCCUGCUGCGAGUCGAUGGGCGCCUCGCUGGCGGGGUCCCGUUCGGCCGCCGCCGACUUGCUGCAUGACACAGACAAGCUGCAGCGGGCGCUGCAGGUCAGCGAGACGCGGUCGCAGCUGGUGGGGCGGUUCCUGGAGCAGUACCAGCUCACGCCUUCAGAGGCAGCAGCACUGCAGGGCGAGGAGAUGGGCGACGCUUUCUUCCAGGCCCUGGCCCACGUGCGCCAGAUCCACGGCAACUGCAAGACCCUGCUGCGCACGCACCACCAGCGAGCAGGGCUGGAGCUCAUGGACACCAUGGGCAGCUUGCAGGAAGCUGCCUACGAGCGGCUGUGCAGGUGGGUGCAGCAGGAGUGCCGGGAGCUCAGCGAGGCAGACGCACCCGAGGUCAACCCCCUGCUGCAGCAGGCGGCUGCGGCGCUGCGGGAGCGGCCGGUACUGUUCAAGUACUGUGCGGAGGAGGUGGCGCAGGCGCGGCACACCGCGCUUUUCCAGCGCUUCAUCAAGGCGAGCAGGGCUGGUGCUGUGGCGCUGACGCGCGGCCCACGCCCGAUUGAGGUGCAUGCUCACGACCCGCGGCGCUAUGUUUCAGACAUGCUGGCCUGGCUACAUGCCUCCCUGGCCUCCGAGCAAGAGUUCCUCGUCUCCCUGUUCGGAGACGACUCCCAGCACCAGCAGCAGAAUGGCAGCGGCAGCGGCGGCGGCGGGGCGGCGGCGGCAGCGGCAGCGGCGGCAGAAAUGGGCGUGGGUGGGGCCGCCGACGGGGGAGCCCCCACCAUAGCGCAGCUGCUGGAUGCGGUGUUUGAGAGCGUGUGCCGGCCGGUCAAGGUGCGCAUCGAGCAAGUGCUGAUGAGCAGCCCGCCGCCGCUGCUAUGCUUCCGCCUCACCCAGCUGCUGGCUUUCUACCUGGCCACUGUGGAGAGCCUGCUGGGGGCGGGCAGCCAGCUGGCAGAGGCGCUGCGGUCCAGCCGAGCCAUGGCGGUGCGCACGUUCCAGGAGGGUCUGCGCCAGCGGGGCGACAAGCUGCUGCGCUACCCGCCGCCGCCGCCGCGGGACCUGGCGCCGCCGCCGCAGCUGCUGGAGGGCGCCCAGCUGGCGGCCGACCUCAUCGCCUCGUACGAGCAGAGCUUCGACCCGCAGCAGGCGGAGGGGCAGCAGGCCGGUGUGGACGACUUCUCAGCCGUGCUGUCUGCUGUGGUGGACCCCCUCGUGGAGAUGUGCGCCCGAAGCAGCGAGGCCCUCAACCCCACCGCCGCCUCCCGCGUGGACGAGGGCUCCCACCUCGAUCCCACAGACCAGCGGGUGUACCUGGUCAACUGCCUGUUCGUGCUGGCCUCGCCCCUGGCGGGCCACGAGUGCGCACUGGCCCAGGCCCAGCAGCUCCACGACGCACUGGAGGGACACGUGGCGGCGGUGGUGGGCGCUGAGGUGGCACGCACCCUGGCCAAGUGCGGGCUGGCUGAGGUGGCGGCGCGCCUGCAGCAGCUGCAGGACCAGGGUCAGCCUGCUGCGGGGGACCCCUCGCUGGAGCUGCCCCGCGUGGGCGCCGCCAUGCGCACCUUCUUCGCCCGCCUGUCGGACCCAGCCAUGCUGCCUGAGCUGCCCAAGCUGCAGGUGCCGCGCCUCAAGGCGGAGGCCAUCCAGAGAGUGCUGCAGUCUCUGGCAGAUGCCUAUGCCGCAGUGCAUGCGGCGCUGACAGACCCCGGCAGCGGCUACCCGGCAGCAGAGGUGGCAGAGGCGGUGCGCCACACCCCCGCGCAAGUGCGCACGCUGCUGGGGGUGGUGUGA